CAGCGCGCUUGCGCAAGCGACCCAAUGGCGCAAUGGCGAGCGGCAGGGACGCGGCUGGCUCGGCUGCGACCGGAUCAGUCGCUGUCGGUGGCUCGCCAAGCCGUGCAGGAGGCGGCCGAGCUGCUGGGUACGCGUGCAGGCCAGCCUAUUAGAUUUGACCCUGCCUGGUGCAACUGGGUGCCUCGGGAGGACUUUCGGGCGCAGUUGGUGGACCCGCUGCAACGCAUCGACAAACUGCUUUCGCCAAGCGCGAGCGCGGAUGGCUCCGACUGGUUGGCUUUUGCUCGUCGCCCCGACGUCCGCAUCUUCUGCUUCCCGCCGCAAUGCUGAGCUCAUCAUUCCUGUCUCGGUGUGUUGCCACAGCGUGGCUGCAGCACGCACAUUGAGUGCAGAGCUACCGCGCUGCCUCCUUCACGCCAGCCAGCAGCUUGUCACGUGGAGCCCGCCCAGUCGGUUGCGUCUCGCUCGCACCCUUGAGGCUUACAUGCCCUACUUGACCUGGUAUCGACUGGUUGCCAACACUUUGGCCAACCAUGGUGAUCCGUCCGCACCGGUCGUUCCCGACGCCCUCUCCCUUUGGCCCAACCAAAUGCAAGCCGUGAGUGUGCCAGCCCUCCUGGGCAUCAUCCAGCAGGCUGCAGACGAUGCUGCAAGUCUGAUGCUGGAAAAGUAUGGCGUCGGUGCUCCAAUCCACGUUGAAAAAAAGGAUGGGGACGCUUCGGAUUGCCAUCACCUCUUGGCUGUUCCCGAACACUUGGCCUACGCAUACACGGAAGUUUGCAAAAACGCCCUUGGCGCCAUGCAUCGUCGCUACGGGAGCGAUUGUGAUCUGGAAGCACCUGUCGUUGCCACUCUUGCUGUUCGCGCCGACCCCGAGCCCGCCAUUGUCGUGACCAUCGUUGACCAAGGCGAUGGCUUGUCACGUACCAGUGUGCCAGACGCCAUGCGAUGGUUUGCCACGGGCUCGGCGCCAGUUGAGCGCGAGCCUAGCUACACCUUCUCAGGAGAUUUUGGUGGAGAACUGAGUGGCAAGGGGACGGGCAUGCCCUUGAGUCGCUGUUAUCAGACAGUGGCUGGGGGGCAACUGCAUCUUGAACCCACGACCCGUCAACGUGGCUGCAAGGUCACUUGUGUCCACCCCCUCCUGAGUGGGUCAAAAUGACCCUCCCUUGAGCUGCGCUCACCGUACCCGAUUUUUACAAUAGCUGUAGUUGAUGUUGCUUGCUUCAAGUGAUGAUGUUGUGUGG
Molecule: messenger RNA, 1247 nt
Organism: Monosiga brevicollis MX1
Lineage: Eukaryota; Choanoflagellata; Craspedida; Salpingoecidae
Exons: 3
Coding region: 260-1162 (300 amino acids)
Biological process (GO): regulation of glucose metabolic process; protein phosphorylation
Cellular component (GO): mitochondrion
Molecular function (GO): pyruvate dehydrogenase (acetyl-transferring) kinase activity
Source: RefSeq, a predicted model, not a curated record